Messenger RNA from Salvelinus sp. IW2-2015, 1731 nucleotides. Lineage: Eukaryota; Metazoa; Chordata; Actinopteri; Salmoniformes; Salmonidae. The record is from RefSeq and is a predicted model, not a curated record.
AUGCCUUUAGAGAAGGCUUUGGAGGAGGGGGGUAUAAGAGAAAGGAAGGAAGUGAUGGAGAAUGGAGUCCAAUUCCCAGACCACAUCACAGGGAAACUGCUCAUUCCUAAUGACCUCAUCGGCUCCAUCAUCGGGCGUCAGGGAACCAAGAUCAAUGAGAUACGCCAGGCGUCAGGUGCUCAGAUUAAGAUUGGUAGCCAGCUGGACAGCACCAGUGAUAGAGCCGUCAUCAUCACAGGGACCCCCAUCUCUAUCAACCUGGCCCAAUACCUCAUCACCUCCUGUUUAGAGACCGCCAAAUCCACCGCCCAGUCUUCCUCCAUGUCGACCUCUGCUGACCUCACCAUGGCCUACACCCAACCCCCCUCCCCCGCCUCCUCCUCAGCCGCUGCUGCUGCCACCCUGGCUGCCAUGGGCUGCCCCGGCAUGUCCCACCACCACCCCCACGCUGCAGUCCCCAUGAUGGGCAACCCCUACGGGGCCCUCCCCCUCUCCAGCCUCCUCGGAAUGCAAUCCAUGAAAUCCCUCCAAUCCAUGCCCUACCUGGCUUUAUCCAACCCUGCCGCCAAUGCAGCCGCCGCCCAGGCCCAGGCUCAGGCCCAAGCUCAGGCCCAGAUCUAUACGGCGAAGAUUUCGUCUGCCAAUGGGAUCGGGAAGAAACCAGAGAGACAGAAGUUUGCGCCGUACUGAUGACGUCCGUCUCCAUCCCUCCAUCACUCCAUCCUUCUCUCCAGCUCUCACUUCUGUCCCUGAGACAAGAAAGAAAGGGGGAAAGAAUGGAGGGAAGGAAAUAGCAGGUUUUUUUGUUCUCCUCCAUUCUCUUUCUUCUUGCCUGAUGGUUGUAGUUGUAGUUGGACAUUUUCGAUUGAUUUUAUUUUGUAGGCUUUUUUUUGUCUCCCACCUUAUAUAGUGAACCACUAGGAGGAACGUUUGAUUGGCUCGUGUAGAUAGCUAUAUUUAUGUUGUCAGGUCUUGGAAACCUAUCAAGCCAUAGUCUGUGUCCCAAAUGGCAACCUAAUUCCUUUACGGUGCACUACUUUAGUCCAGGUUCAGGUUGAAAGUAGUGCGCUAUAUAGGGAUUAGGAUGGUAUUUGGGAUGCACACAUAGACUAUUCCUAACUUCCAUUUUUAUCUUCUUCUAACCUUCCUUUCGUUCUACUGUACUGCUGUUAUUGAUUAUUGAUUAUUGAUUUAUAAUAAUGAAAUAUUCCCACUAAGAGUUUAUAAAUUAAAACACUGGUGAGUGAUGCUCAACUGUACGUGUGUAUGAGCUUUUUAUACAGUCCAUGAUGUCUGGUUUCUUCCUGUGUUCAAGUCCUCGAUUUUUUUGAAGAACGAUGUUAAAAAAAAAAAAAAGAUUAAAAAAAAACAUUUUUAAAAAUGACUAGACCAAAAAAAAUCUAACCUCUCGUUUUGCGUUAAUUUUUUGGGUGAGUUUUCGGGUAAUAUUUUAUUUGAAAUGUGUUGUUUAAUUUAUUUUAUUUAUUAUGCCGAGUAUUACUUUUCCGAUAAAAUGUUAGAUUUUUUGGGGGGGGGGAAAUGGCAGCGAGUACUACUGCUAAGACUACGAGUUAUUCCAUCCUGUCCUGAGUUUUAACUCUAACAUGGUGACCAGACUGCUCACGACCGCCACUCUAACCUGGUGACCAGACUGCUCACGACCGCCACUCUAACCUGGUGACCAGACUGCUCGCGACCGCCACUCUAACAUGGUGACCAGACUGCUCGCGA